AUGGUGCAGUCCACGUCCUCCUACAACCGGGCUGCUCUGAAUGAGUUUGUCACGUUGCCAGUUUCCCGAGAGAUGGUUUUCUACCUUGCGGAGCAAGCUUCACUGGUCAUCCGAUGCGAGGAAGAGGUGACACCCGUGACCCUCACCCAAUCUAAACCUCAUACUCCCCCAACAACACCCCCGAUCGACGGUUCCGAGAGCGCCGCGCCUCGAUUACUGCCUCCUCUUCCAUCUUUGGCCGAGUUUAUCUGCUCCAUUGUCAAUCGAUCACAUGUCGAAGUCCCUACUCUUAUGAGCUCUUUGGUCUUUCUGGGCCGCCUUCGAGCUAAGCUUCCAGCUAUGUCCAAGGGGAUGCGAUGUACAGGUCACCGUAUCUUCCUCGCAUCACUGAUCCUUGCAGCCAAGAAUCUGAAUGACUCAAGUCCAAAGAAUAAACACUGGGCCCGCUAUACAACAGUUAAGGGUUUUGAUGAAUUCGGAUUUUCUCUUCCUGAAGUCAACCUGAUGGAACGUCAGUUGCUCUAUUUGUUGAACUGGGAUACCCGUGUCACAGAAAAGGAUCUAUUUUACUAUCUCGAACCAUUCCUUGCACCGAUCCGCGAGCGUUUCCAGCUUGAGGGCGAAAAGGAAAUGCUUCAACAUGAACUCAAAAUGGAAGAGCAGCAACACCGACAAGCUAAUGACUUCACUAACGACUCCCGCGAAGCGCUGACAAUGGCACGGAAAACUCGGUCGCGACUCGACACCCAUCACGUCGGCCAAAAGCGACUCCCAUCGCCUUACCGAUCCGACCGAUCUGUUUCUCCUCCCUCGAUCAAGGACCUACCACCGCUCUCCCGUGGCGGGUCCAGGGCACCGAGCUCGUCAUCUCGUUCAUCUAGCCUCGCCCCAAGCUCUCGAGGCACACCCUCCAGCUUCGGCCCGGGCUCCUAUGCCGUUGAUGACGUUAUAGUCGCGGAAAGCCAUGCCAGUCCAGCGUCAGCAGCAAUAUCCUGUAGUUACGUUAACAUCCAUACCCUUCGACCGAAAGCCAAACCUCAGCAGCACCAUCCCCUUAGCUCGAUGGCUGCGUCCCAACAGCCUGCCAAAAAGGCAAAAACGGCUGCCGGAACUGGACUGAUAUCGAGAUUCUUCAACUCCGCUGCGGGAAAUUACAUGGGCGGACGGAUGGCGCGAGGUACUUUGCGCGCUUAG
Paracoccidioides brasiliensis Pb18 is the source of this 1194-nucleotide messenger RNA. RefSeq lists its product as uncharacterized. Gene Ontology annotation, cellular component: nucleus; cyclin-dependent protein kinase holoenzyme complex. Gene Ontology annotation, molecular function: protein kinase binding; cyclin-dependent protein serine/threonine kinase regulator activity. The transcript has a single exon. The record is from RefSeq and is a predicted model, not a curated record. The coding region runs from base 1 to 1194 and encodes 397 amino acids. Gene Ontology annotation, biological process: regulation of cyclin-dependent protein serine/threonine kinase activity.